UUUUUUCUGCAUUUCAGAACUUCGUUACAAUCGUGUUUUGGAUUUUUGUGUGUGUGUGCAUGUAAUCGUUUUCUUGAAUGCAAAUGGCCACCUUCACUAAUGCUGCAUGAAACUUGGGUUGCCGUAUUCCAUUUUCUGUUCGUUUUCGCAUCACUGGACUUGCAGGCAUUUGUAUUGGGUCAGAUUGUUACCGUCCUUAUUGCACUUAUGUUUGAAACGUGAUAUGCCAUUUUAUUAUUUCACUGACGUCAUAGCGCACACGUUUUGUAAAGGAGAGGCAGCGUUUUUUUGCGUUACAGACGCCAAUGGCUUCUAACACCAAAAAAGCCCUGUAACGCUAAACUGAGUUUCUGUGUUAAUGUUAAUCGGCGAUGGGACUAAUUCUGUCUUCAUAAUCUUAACAAUACCAGAUACUGCAGUGGGACCCACCUUCAUCCAUUUCCUAAGAGAGCAGUCUGAAAUCAUCUCCAGAAGAGGAAAACUGCAAUCGCAGCAUUCAUUCUCCUUUUACAUUCUCACUUGACAUGUCACCCAGUCUCUUCGAUAAAGCUCAAUAGUCUUUGUUCUAAGCUUUUACCUUUUUAACUGAGUUUUGUAAUCCAAAUUUGUAUCUUUUGUAAUGUCCCGGGAUAGCUCACAAGAUCUCACUCCAAAAGGCAUUGCAGCAGGAUACGGGCUCCUUACUGCUGCACAGGCUUUAAAUUCCUCUGUUGGGCCAGGAAAAGCAAGCCAAAGUGGAGCCAGGAUAGAACACUUUGACAUUGGCGCCAGUUCUGGCUUAAGCAUGCAAGGCUCUCACAGUCAGUAUCGUGCCUCUACUGGUUCUUCCCAUGGCAUGGCUGCCUCUUUUGAUGAUCGAAGUAAAGGCCAGGAUGCUUAUGCCUCACAGGGUCGCAGUCCCUUAGACAAAGCCAGGAGCCUUUUUGCCAGUCUUGGUCUCUCUGCUGAAGAAUUUGAUGUGCUAUCAAACAUUCCUGAGGAAAAACUCAAUGUGGAGACGCUGCCUCGUCUUAUCAUGCAGCUGAAAUCACAGAGAGCUGAAGAAAGAUCUCUCACCAGUCGGCCUAGAGACAAUCUCUCUCCCUCACGGGAACAACCAUAUAAACCCGUCAGGGAUGACUGGGAUGAGGCUGUGUGUAGUAGGCCAGAUAGUAAAAAAGAAUCUAAUGUCGUUCCUCACGUAUUUAACUAUAAUUACGGGCAGCAGAGAGAGGGUCCCUAUAGAAGUUAUGAGUGGCUAGACUAUGAGGAGAGAAUGGGAGGCAGUGACCGGUAUCCUGAACCGUCCCGUGGUUACUGUGAGUCAGAAUAUGAUUGGAGGGGCCCCGCUCCUGUGCCUAAAAGAUCAUUUAUGGAGAGGAGGACAGGGUCCCCGUCUCUCAGCAAGAUUGAGGAUUACCAUGGAAUUCUGCCCAAUACCUUUCCACAUCUGUGCACCCUUUGUGACUUUGAUGUGCAUUCUAUCAAGCACUGGAUUCAGCAUAAUGAUGGAGAGCGCCACACUGAGAAUCGACAGAUACUUCUGGACCUCUAUCCAGAAUGGAUCCCGAAGAUUGCGCCAAACAGAAUUAGGCAAACUCCUUUGGGAUUGGGGAAUUCAAAUCCAGCAGCUGGGAUACUGGGACCAGUCCCAUUGGUUUCUCUUCCCAUUGGGCUUCCAAAGAGAGGGAUCAGCUCUGCUUGGAGCAUGGGAGGAGGAAUUUCAAAGCAAGGCCAGAAAGUUGAUCCCAUGAAAACAAGGAUUGUUGACAGCAAAGUGGUGGUAAUACAAUUUGCCAAAGGGAAAUGUUACCAAAAGGAUUUGGUUAAGCUGGCUGAACCUUUUGGCACUAUAAAUAACCACCUGGUAUUGCUGAAAAAGGCCUUCCUGGAAAUGCGUACGCACGAAGAAGCAGCUGCUAUGGUGAAAUACUACCAGCGCACACAAGCUGUCAUCCGGGGCCAAGCGCUCCAGGUGUAUUUGUCUACUGCAAUUAAGACUAUUCAGAAUAAUGGACCGACACAUUCUCAAGCACAGAGCCAGCCCCGAACACCAACACAGGCCACUGGCUCUGGAUAUGCCGUGAUCUAUUUUGCUAACCUGCCUGUUGCAAAAGACUUGGAGUCAGAGUUGUUGGAAUUAGCUAAGCGCUUUGGUGCAGUGAAGAACUCUCUAGUUUUAACAAAACAGGCCUUUGUUGAAAUGGUGAACCCUGCAGAUGCAGAGAUGAUGGUGAAGUACUACACAGUAAACCAACUCAAGAUUAAGGGCUACAAAGUCAGACUUAACAUCUGCAGGAAGUACAGGAGGCUGACAAAGAACACUCCAAAGGGGAAAAGUAGCAGCAAGAAGGAGGUGGAAAAGAAAUUAACUAGUUUGAAAUCCAAGACUCUUUCAUCCAGUGUGGCAUGUGAGCUGGAUGUGGUAAAGAAGGAGAGCAGUGCAGCAGAGGUGGAGGAAGGGGAGACGAUGAACCUUGGGGAUGAAGAAGAGCCCCAUCAGUCACUCAAGGGUUUAGAGACCCCAAAAGAAGAAUGUGUGCAAAAAUCUCUGGAAAAUCCAGAAACCCAAGGGGAGGAACCAGCAGAGAAAAGCACAGGUAGCUCAGAAAUUCAAGAAAAAGGAUCAGAUGUUAAAUCCCUAGAAAGAGGGGACACAGAAAAUAAAUCCCUAGAAAGAGGGGACACAGAAAAUAAAUUCCUAGAAAGGGAGGAAGCCAAGUGUGAGGAACCAGCAGAGAAGUCCUUGAAAAGUUCAGACAGCCAAAAUGAUGAGCCAGUGGAGAAAUCCUUGGAUGAACUGGAGCCAGCAGAGACCAGUUUCUGUAAAGAGCAAGAGUUUCUCGAGCCAGAUUUCCCUGAUAGCAUGGAGGAUUUUGUAACUUUAGAUGAAGUGGGAGAUGAGGAAGAAGAAAUGUUAGCACGGGAAUCGGAGUCAGGUGCAACAUCUUCCAAUGGUCAACAGAGGCGUAAACAGGGUGGAAAGGUGGUUACUGUUUCUGCCUUUAGGAGAGGUCACAAUUUCGAGAAGGAGAUUCUACGGCUGGCUGAACCGUUUGGUAAAGUGGUGAACCAGCUGAUAUUAAACCAAAGGAACGAGGCAUUUUUGGAGCUGUCAACCAGUGAAGAAGCCAAUGCUAUGGCUGAAUUCUACACAACCAAUACAGGUGUGGUGUGUGGCGUUGAUGUGAAAAUCCGUCUGUCUCCAACAUAUAAAACAAUUAAGACUAAGACAUCUGAAAAAGGACGAGUUGUCUCCUUGUGCAACCUGCCUUCCAGGCACUCGGAUGAGGCUCUUUUAAAGCUUGCAGAGCCUUUUGGGAAAGUGAAGUGUUACAACAUACAACGGGUCCGCAAUGAGGCUUUUAUAGAAAUGGAAAGCCCUAAUGAAGCAGAGGAAAUGUCCCGGCAGUACAUGAAAAAUCCCCCCUUGUUUCAUGGUAAAAGGUUGCAAGUUCGUCUGUCCUGGAAGUACAAGAAAGUCACUCAAGGAAAGAGACCACCUGUCCCUGAAGAGUCUCCUAAGAGACCCAAGAGGGAACGAGCAGAGCGGAGUUUGAGUGAGGAUGAAACCUGUAGCAGUUCUAAUACCAAAGCCAAAGAGCAGGAGGAGGGGCCACCACAGAAAAGAGUCUGUGAGGAACAGCAGAAAGAAAUCAAGCAAGAGGUUUCAGAUCUUAGUAACAGCGCUGUCUCUGAAGCUAAAGAAAUUCCAGACCCUGUAGAGACCCGUGAUACUCUGGAGAGCUCGGAGGAGCCAGCAGAGAAAGUCGUACCACCAACAAAAGAGGAUACAGAAGCAAAGCACAGUCUAGAUGAAAGAGAGGCUGUAGAUACACCAGCAGAAACCAAUAAGGAUGCAUGCACAGAAGAGUCCAUGCCAAAGACAGCUGAAACUGAGCCCAUGGAGACAGAGAUUGUUCAUAAAGGAGGUGCAUGUGACUCUGCGAACGAACAGCACGCUGGUACUGAUGAGAAGACUGUGCACAGCAUCCAGCCUGAGCCCUCACCCAGCACCCUGGGACCGUACCAGCUUAAUAAUCCUGUCGGUGUGGAUUAUGUUAUCCCCAAGGUUGGUUACUAUUGCAAACUCUGCAGUCUGUUCUACACUAGUGAAUCUACAGCAAAGAACACUCACUGCAGCAGCCUGGCCCAUUACCAGAAACUGAAGAACGUGUUGGAUAAAGAGAAAACGAAGACAGGCAUGUGAAGUCAAAUUGGAAGUUUCCUGCUGUUGUGUUCAUUUAAUCUUUGUUUCAUCCUUCUUCGUAAAAGAGAAACAUUUAAUGAAAGUAUGACGUUAUUCAGUAGAUAGCUUUGACUCUAUACGUUUCUUUGUUUUAAAAUGUUUUGUGUUUUGAGUUAAUGUACAUUCCAACAGACACAACGUUAAUGGAUAGUCUGUUUUGAGAUUUUAAUGAGUUGUUGAAGCCAUGGCUGCUUUUUUUAGUUUUAGAUUAUGUAUGCAGUAGCUGGUUAUUGAAUGACACAUUUUUGAGUCCUGAAGCAAUAAAAUCUGAGUCUGUAUUUUUAAAAUGUA
Messenger RNA from Polyodon spathula (Mississippi paddlefish), 4519 nucleotides. Its product is annotated as matrin-3-like. The record is from RefSeq and is a predicted model, not a curated record. Lineage: Eukaryota; Metazoa; Chordata; Actinopteri; Acipenseriformes; Polyodontidae. Gene Ontology annotation, cellular component: nucleus. The transcript is spliced from 21 exons. Gene Ontology annotation, molecular function: RNA binding; zinc ion binding. The coding region runs from base 620 to 4189 and encodes 1189 amino acids.